AUGAUUGGCUGUGAGGACCGUGCUACUCUUCUGAUUGGCUGUUCCUUGUUUCCGGGGCACUCACUGACGUUUCUCGGUCUGCCCCGAGAUAGACGGGAGAGAAUGGCUGCCAGUGGAGAGGUAGGGAAGCUGUCACAAGUACAAAAUGGGACACCUCCAAGCACCAACUACAACGGGGUAGAUGCUGUUCACGCCUGUAACAUCCUUCAGCAGCUCAAAGCCUUGUAUGAUGAAGCACAGCUCACAGACAUCGUCGUAGAAGUGGACCAUGGCAAGACUUUCUCAUGUCACAGAAAUGUCCUUGCAGCCAUCAGCCCAUAUUUUAGGUCCAUGUUCACCAGUGGCCUUACAGAGAGCAGCCAGCGGGAGGUCAGAAUUGUUGGGGUGGAAUCUGAAUCCAUGCACCUCGUACUAGACUAUGCCUACACAUCCAGGGUCACGCUCUCUGAGUCCAAUGUCCAGGCCCUGUUCACUGCAGCCAGCAUUUUCCAGAUUCCUGCCCUGCAGGACCAGUGCGCCCAGUUCAUGAUCAGCAGACUUGACCCCCAGAACUGUAUUGGGGUCUACAUGUUUGCUGACGCCUACGGGCACCAGGAGCUGAGGGAACGCUCGCAGGACUACAUCCGCAAGAAGUUCUUGUGCGUGUCAUGGGAGCAAGAGUUCCUCCAGAUGACCAAGGAGCAGCUGGUAAGCAUUUUGAACAAUGAUGACCUCAACGUGGAGAAGGAAGAGCAUGUCUACGAGAGCAUUGUCCGCUGGUUGGAGCACGAUCUGCCUGGCCGUGAGGCCCACCUAGCUGAGGUUUUUUCCCAAUGCAUCCGUCUGCCCUUGCUGGAGGAGGCCUUCCUCAAUCGGAUACCUGCCCCCUUUGCUUGUGCCCUGUCCCUGUCUAAGGACCCCUCAGAGGCCAAAGCCCGCCUCACUGGAACCAAUGGUUGCCCACAGCGCCUAGGUAUGACUGCUUCUGAGAUGGUCAUCUGCUUUGACGCCGCUCACAAACACUCAGGGAAGAAGCAGACGGUGCCUUGCCUGGACACAGCAACAGGAAGGGUGUUCAAACUCUGCAAACCACCCAAUGAUCUCCGGGAGGUCGGUAUCUUGGUGUCCUCAGACAAUGACAUCUACAUAGCUGGAGGUUACAGACCGAGUAAUAGCGAGGUGUCCAUAGACCACAGGGCAGAGGGCGACUUCUGGCAGUACGAACACGCAGGCAACCGGUGGCUUACACGUGCACCUCUACUCAGAGCGAGGAUAGGCUGCAGGCUUGUGCACUGCUGUGGGAAGCUUUAUGCACUGGGAGGUCGAGUAUAUGAAGGUGAUGGGCGAAAUGCAUUAAAGUCAGUAGAGUGCUACGAUGCCAGGGAUAACUGUUGGACAGCAGUCAGUCCUAUGCCUGUGGCCAUGGAGUUUCACAGUGCUGUGGAGUACAGGGACCGCAUCUAUGUCCUCCAAGGUGAAUAUUUCAUCUGCUACGAUCCCCGUAAGGACUAUUGGAGUCAUCUUGCCCCGAUGAGUAUCCCUCGGAGUCAGGGUCUUGCUGCCUUGUACAAGAACUGCAUCUACUACAUUGCUGGUAUCUGCAGGAACCACCAGCGCACCUUCACCGUGGAGGUCUACGACAUCGAGAAGAACACAUGGAGCCGCAAGAGAGAUCUGCCCUUUGACCAAGCCACAAGCCCGUACAUAAAGGCCAUGCUGCUGCAAGGCAAGCUGCACCUGUUCGUACGAGCCACACAGGUCAUGGUGGAGGAGCAUGUGUUUCGCACGAGCCGCAAGAACUCCCUUUACCAGUAUGAUGAUGAGGCAGACAUAUGGACCAAAGUCUAUGAGACACCUGAUCGCCUCUGGGAUUUGGGUCGCCAUUUUGAAUGUGUGGUGGCCAAACUUUACCCACAAUGUCUACAGAAAGUGCUUUGAGGUAGCUGACUUUGUGAACCCAAACUUUGAGGCAGAGGGAGUAGUGCGGUCCUGCCUGCCUUGUGCCUGGUGUAACCUUGGGUUUGCGCCACAAGGACCAUUUUUGGUUAAGUCUUAAGUCGUUCAAACUUUAGGUUAACAUGAUCAAAAUGGGGGUGCUUUUAAAGAUUGCAGUAUUUUUUAUUUUUAUUUUUUUCCAGGCGGCACCAGCUACCCACACUGAUGCUUAUUUAACAAAACCGUACAAUGAAUCAUAAGUGCAAUUAUCCUAUUUUUUGCUUGUCGUUGAGCCGUGUUUUAUUUUUGUUUUAGAUACUUAUAUAGGUAAGGAUUUUUACAAAUGAUAAGCAUGCAAAUGAGGGUAUUAGUGUGAUAAAAGUGCCCUCUGGAGAUAUGGAUGCUAUGUGUCAGCAUAAAGUGAAAAUCUAUAUAUAUAUAUAUAUAUAUAUAUAAAUAACUAUAUAAACUAUAUAUUCAUACGGGUAAGAUGAGUACCUUAGCUCAUUAGUAGGUUGUUGGCUCUGAGGUUUGUGUGUUGUCCCCCCCCCCCCUCCUUUUCUGUGCUCAAGUCUCUCUUCAGCUUAUUUUAUAGUUGACUUUUAAUUUGAAGUGUGCUUGUGAUUUGCAUUACCUUAGUGUUUUUGAAGCUUGUAUGAUAUUUUUAUGGCCCUCUCUACCUUCAUGUGCGUCAGUGUGUCAAACCAUACACUAUGUGUGGCUUCCGAGCUAUUUUUGAGUUUUGUUUGCGAUUCCAGUUGCAUGGGGGCUGAACCUUCCCACUCUUUGAGUUGGCAUCCAUUUUGUGUCACAUGCAAAGACAACUUUAGUGAAAUGUUCGAGUACUCACUCUCCACAUUGGAGAAAUAAGGACGGAGUCAAAUUUUGUGGCAACACUAAGUGGAACGUUCAGACCAACUAACAGGCUUACCUCAGAAACUCCAGAUAUACUUGAUUAGGAGAAAAGGGACAUUUCAGGCCAUAGUGUUGGUUAAGCGACUGUGUGAAAAGCUCUGUUCAGCAUUGAUUAAAAUGAUUUGAAAAA
Molecule: messenger RNA, 2959 nt
Organism: Micropterus dolomieu (smallmouth bass)
Lineage: Eukaryota; Metazoa; Chordata; Actinopteri; Centrarchiformes; Centrarchidae
Gene: kbtbd8
Product: kelch repeat and BTB (POZ) domain containing 8
Exons: 5
Coding region: 1-1917 (638 amino acids)
Molecular function (GO): protein binding
Source: RefSeq, a predicted model, not a curated record